This is a messenger RNA of Necator americanus (New World hookworm), 378 nucleotides long. RefSeq lists its product as uncharacterized. NCBI's taxonomy places the organism in Eukaryota, Metazoa, Nematoda, Chromadorea, Rhabditida, Ancylostomatidae. The transcript is spliced from 4 exons. The record is from RefSeq and is a predicted model, not a curated record. The coding region runs from base 1 to 378 and encodes 125 amino acids.
AUGCUUAAUUUCCCAGAAAUGCCAUUGCCGGAUAGCUACGAGGAUCGACUUUGGAUCACAAAGAUCAUGAACCAUAUGAGUUAUGAAGAAGCGUUCCAGCGUCGUCAUCAGAUUCCAUUCCGUCCAUAUAAAAAGGAUCGCACAGCGAAUAUCCACUGUAACUGGGUUUACCUGGUAGAAUGGGAACUUUAUAAUGGUGAAUUCAUACAAACAUGGGAGCUUGAAGAUCAGCUGAUUCAUUUGAAGGAACUCGACAUUUACAAAGAGAAGUGCGGGCUACAGGAGGAACGAUCGAGGGUUUAUACUCGCUGCAACUGGACGUCUAGUGACGACGAGGAUGGGAUGAAUAUGACUAGCACCACGACCACAGCAGCAUAA